Messenger RNA from Erigeron canadensis, 1643 nucleotides. Its product is annotated as aldehyde oxidase GLOX-like. The record is from RefSeq and is a predicted model, not a curated record. The transcript has a single exon. NCBI's taxonomy places the organism in Eukaryota, Viridiplantae, Streptophyta, Magnoliopsida, Asterales, Asteraceae. Bases 1 to 1632 code for a protein of 543 amino acids.
AUGGCUCUUUCUACUUAUUUACUUUAUGACCAUGUCUUCCUCUUUCUUUUCAUUUUUCAUCUGCAUGCACCACCUUGCUUCGCCGCCGCUGGAGGAACAUGGAAACUCCUGCUUGAAAACACUGGCAUCUCUCCCAUGCACAUGCAACUGCUUCCUACAGAUCGUGUUAUGAUGUAUGAUCGUCCGGAUUUUGGAACUUCCAAAAUCCUUCUCCCAAAAGACAAAUGUGACCCCAAUUUAAAAGACUGCUCUGCGCAUUCCGUGGAGUAUGAUGUUGCGACGAAUUCCAUACGUCCACUUAUGUUGCAUACGGAUACUUGGUGCUCCUCUGGAGCUCUUAUGCCCCAAGGACACUUGAUCCAAACGGGUGGAUUUGGUAAGGGUGCUAAGUAUGUACGAUCUUAUAAAUCAUGUGAUACAUGCGAUUGGGAAGAGAUACCCAACGGGUUGAUUGAGGACCGGUGGUAUGCUACGAAUCAUAUAUUGCCUGACGGUCACCAAAUCAUAAUUGGCGGUCGUGGGAAGUUCAACUACGAAUUCUACCCGAAGAAGUCUCCAGCUGAGAAGACUUAUGAGAUGCCGUUUCUAGCUGAGACCAAAGACCCAAAUGAGAACAAUUUAUACCCGUUUACUUUUCUCAAUCCCGAUGGAAAUUUGCUGAUAUUUGCCAACAAUCAUGGCAUUUUAUAUGACUAUCUAAAGGAAAAAGUAAUCAAGACCUACCCAACGAUGCCUGGAGGUCACCCGAGGAAUUACCCAAGUACUGGCUCUGCGACACUACUUCCUUUAAAGAUGAAAGGCGGAUAUGUAGGUGAUGUUGAUGUUGUAAUAUGCGGGGGUGCACCAAAAGCGUCAUAUUAUAAUGCAUUGAAGGGAAAGUUUGAUGAAGGCUUGGACACGUGUGGACGGAUUAAGGUAUCAGAUCCGGACCCCAAAUGGGUCAUGGAGACCAUGCCUAUGGCUCGAGUCAUGGGUGACAUGAUCAAUCUCCCUAAUGGACAUGUUCUGAUGAUCAAUGGUGCUAAAAAUGGUGUUGCAGGGUGGGAUAUGGGGAGGAACCCGGUUCUCCACCCUGUAAUUUAUCGACCCGAUAAUAAAUUUGGGACCCGAUUUGAGGUGCAGAAUCCCAGCACCAUACCUCGAAUGUACCAUUCCACUGCAAUCGUACUAAAAGAUGGUCGUGUUCUUGUUGCUGGAAGUAACCCACAUGAAAAAUACGUAUACAACAAAAAUGCACUUCACCCUACUGAAUUGCGAUUGGAGUCAUUUUCACCAUCUUAUCUGGAUCACAAUGCAGAAGUUUUACGCCCCGAAAUAAUGUUGCCAAAGAACAACUUUGCGAUGCACUAUGGGAAACCGAUGGUUAUUCAGUUCGACGUACCAAGCCCCGUCGAUCCAAAAAUGAUCUCCGUUACUAUGUUGGCACCUCCAUUUAACACACACUCAUUUUCUAUGCAUCAAAGGUUGCUGGUCCUUGACACCGGUGAUUCCACCAAGGCUGUUGGAAAGAAUAGCUACACAGUCGACGCGAUGGCACCACCUUCUGGCAACGUUGCUCCGCCAGGGAACUAUCUGGUGCAUGUGGUCCACAAAGAAAUUCCCAGUCAAGGUAUAUGGGUAAAGAUCCAGUAACAAGUGCGAAG